Molecule: messenger RNA, 5897 nt
Organism: Polyodon spathula (Mississippi paddlefish)
Lineage: Eukaryota; Metazoa; Chordata; Actinopteri; Acipenseriformes; Polyodontidae
Product: nuclear receptor coactivator 2-like
Exons: 23
Coding region: 209-4681 (1490 amino acids)
Biological process (GO): cellular response to hormone stimulus; positive regulation of transcription by RNA polymerase II
Cellular component (GO): nucleus
Molecular function (GO): nuclear receptor binding; protein dimerization activity
Source: RefSeq, a predicted model, not a curated record
CCAGUCAUCAGGCACUACGAACAUGGCGGCGGCAGACCGAGCUGCAGAGACGUUUUCCAAAUGCGAAGGUCAGCGCCGGACAUAACAUAGAGGGUUUUAACUACGUGUGAAGUUGAUGAUGACUAAAGAUUAUCAUUUAUUCUACUGCUGCAGAAAUGCCUUGGGGGUGUUUUUUGGAAUAAAUCCAAGUUGCUGAUAUGCGUUGAGGAUGAGUGGUGCGGGUGAAAAUACCUCUGACCCUGCAAGGGCAGAGUCCAAAAAGCGCAAAGAAUGUCCAUCUGACCAGCUGGGACCCAGCCCUAAAAGAAGCACUGAAAAACGCAAUCGCGAGCACGAAAAUAAAUACAUCGAGGAACUUGCUGAGCUGAUCUUUGCAAACUUCAACGAUAUCGAUAACUUCAAUGUUAAGCCUGACAAAUGUGCAAUCUUGAAAGAAACUGUGAAACAGAUUCGUCAGAUAAAAGAACAAGAACAAGCUGCUGCAGCCAAUGAAGAGGAGGUGCAAAAGGCUGAUGUGUCGUCGACAGGCCAAAGUGUUAUUGACAAAGAUGCCCUUGGACCAAUGAUGCUUGAGGCCUUAGAUGGGUUCUUCUUUGUAGUGAACCUCGAGGGAAACAUUGUGUUUGUGUCUGAGAAUGUGACCCAGUACCUGAGGUACAACCAGGAGGAGCUCAUGAACACCAGUGUGUACAGUGUCCUGCACGUGGGGGAUCAUGCAGAGUUCAUCAAAAACCUGCUGCCUAAAUCUCUAGUGAAUGGGGUACCCUGGCCAAACGAGAACCCGCGGAGGAACAGCCACACGUUUAACUGUCGGAUGCUGGUCAAACCUCCCAGUGACUCAGACGAGGAGGGCCAUGACAACCAGGAAGCGCAUCAGAACUACGAAACUAUGCAGUGUUUUGCUGUCUCCGAACCAAAGUCCAUCAAAGAAGAAGGAGAAGAUUUGCAGUCCUGUUUGAUAUGUGUUGCAAGACGAGUUCCUAUGAAGGAAAGGCCAGUCCUUCCAACUCAUGAGAGCUUUACCACGAGGCAGGAUCUGCAAGGCAAGAUUACAUCACUAGACACAAGUUUGUUACGAGCCUCAAUGAAACCUGGCUGGGAGGACUUGGUGAGACGAUGCAUUCAGAGGUUUCACCUGCAGAACGACGGGGAAAUGUCAUUCGCCAAGCGGCAUCAUCAAGAAGUUCUGAGACAAGGACAAGCUUUCAGUCCCACGUAUCGGUUCUCUCUGUCCGACGGCACCAUUGUCACUGCCCACACAAAGAGCAAACUUGUGCGAUUUCCAACCACAAAUGAGCCGCAGCUUUAUAUGUCACUACAUAUUCUACAAAGAGAGCAGAAUGUUUGCGGGAUGAACAAGGAUAUGCCGGGACAAGCCAUAGGAAAGCAAAUGAAUUCUGUCACUUCAAUGACCCCACCAACCCAGGGAGGCAUGCCUGCUGGAAUGCCAGGUCAGGAUAUGACUGUAAGCAGCAAUACAAACUUCAGAGCUGUUGGCGGGCCGAAGGAUCAGACUGUUAUGGGGCAGAUGCCGGGCAGUAGGUUUGGGUGCCAGGGAGUAAUGAACCACUCUCCUGGCAUGCAGGCGGCCACUCCUCAGGGUAGUAACUAUGCACUCAAAAUGAAUAGCCCGUCGCAAAACAGUCCUGGCAUGAACCAUGGGCAGCAAAACUCAAUGCUGUCUCCCAGGCACCGCGUCAGCCCCGGCGCGACGGGCAGCCCACGCAUCCCCCCCACUCAGUUCUCCCCUGCAGGAAGCUUGCACUCGCCAGCAGGACUGUGCAGCAGCACAGGAAACAGCCAUAGCUAUACCAGCAGUUCCCUUAAUGCACUUCAGGCCCUCAGUGAAGGCCAUGGGGUCACCAUCGGGCAGUCUUUAAGUUCACCCGACAGGAAAUUAGGUAAUGCGCAGAGUUCUCCCAUAAACAUCAGCCCUCACCCGCUGACCAAGAUGAGCAGCUCAGACUUUAAAGAAUCCUUUGGGUUGUUUGGGGAUCAGGCCCCCUCAGAGACGAGUCAACAGGAGGGGAGCUGCCAUCCUGGAGAGCAGAAGGACAAUGGCGAAAAUAGUCAAUUCAGCAGCGGAGAGAGGACCGAGGCACAAAACCGACUGCAUGACGGCAAGGGGCCCACAAAACUCUUGCAGCUGCUAACCACCAAGUCCAAUCAGAUGGAACCUUCUUCACCUUUACCAGGUACUAGCGGAGACUAUAAUAACAAGGACUCCAUGGGCAAUGCCAUAGUAGGGGGCAACCAGUCGGUUGGAGGAUCUCUGGGGCAUGGAACUUCACUGAAGGAGAAGCAUAAGAUUUUGCACAGACUCUUACAAAACAGUAGCUGUUCUGACUUGGCCAAACUUACAGCAGAAGCCACAGGAAAAGACCUCAGCCAGGAAGGCAACAAUACAGGUCCUGGCACCGAAAUGACAAUUAAACAGGAGCCAAUGAGCCCCAAGAAGAAAGAGAAUGCGCUUCUUCGCUAUUUACUGGAUAAGGAUGAUACUGGUUUACAGGAGAAAAACAUUAAUUUAGGGGAGAGCAAGAUAGACCCUUGUAGUAGCACUAAGAAGUCAAACACAAAGACGGAGAAACAGGAUCCGGGCUAUGAGCGAUCAGAACAGUCGAGUGAAUUGGAUGACAUUCUAGAUGACCUGCAGAAUAGCCAGCCCCAGCUUUUCUCUGACACCCGGCCUGUUUCUGUAUCUGCGCCGGUGGACAAACAAGCCAUCAUCAACGACAUCCUUCAGAUCACCGGGGAAAACAGUCCUGCUGCAUCCCUGGGUCCACAGAAACAAUUUCCUGGCAUGCUGCAAGGCACCUUCAGUAACCCCAGGGCAGGCCAGCCUGGCAGAGGCCAACCUGUCCGUAGCAUGGACGUCAAUGUGCCGACUCAAGCCUCUUCAGGACCUUUCCAAACCAUGAGAAACAACAGUCCGUAUUCGGUCAUGUCCCAGCAGGGAAUAAUGGGAAAUCAGGUGAUGAUGUCAGGCCAAGCAAAUUUAAUAAACACAGGGAUGCUCGGUGGUAACCCUCCGAGAGCCAACAUGCCGUCGGGAGACUGGGGGCCUCUGGGCGCUGUCGUCAACAGCACCAACUCGGCAGUAUCCGGCACCAUCAACAGACCAAUGCAGCCAGGAGCUGGAGGCAUGGUCCGAAACACAGCGCCAGGGGUCCCGAUGAGGCCCAACAACCAGUCUGGCCCGAGACAGAUGAUAUCUCAAAUAAUGGGUAUGGCCCAACCUGAUCUGGAUAUGGGAAUGUCAGCUUCCCAGUUUACCCAGCAGCAGGUACCACCCAAUCAGACUGCACCUUGGCCAGACAGCAUGCUGCCCAUUGAGCAGGGGCCCUUCAGCAAUCAAAACAGACAAGCCUAUAACAGCUCCCAGGAUGAUUUGCUGUGCACGCCUGCAACCACAGAAGCCCUGACAGAUGAAGGCACUCUGCUCAAUCAGCUCUACUCGGUACUAAAGGACUUUGACGGCCUGGAGGAAAUAGACCGUGCUUUGGGGAUACCUGCGUUGGUCAGCCAGGUAAUCUUUAAACCUGCGCUUCUAUGUUCACGUGAAAUCUGCAGCAAAGAGAGCCAGGCUGUAGACCCUGAGCAGUUUCCAAGCCAGGACCCCAGUAUGAUGCUGGAACAGAAGCCUCCUAUUUACAGCCAGCAGUAUUCUGCUCCACCUCCCAUGCCCCAGGGAAAUUACCCUCCCAUGCAGGAUGCCAGUUUUCACACCUUGGCCAAUCAGAUGGGCCAGAGACCUGGCUACUCAAUGUUGCGCAUCCAGACCAGGCCUGGGCUGCGGCCCCCCGGCAUGGUGCCUAACCAACCCAACCAGCUGAGGCUUCAGCUUCAACACAGACUGCAAGCACAGCAGAACCGUCAGCCACUGAUGGGUCAGCUCAACAAUGUCUCCAACAUGAACCUACCUCUAAGACAAAACGUACCACCCCAGGGAACCAUCAACGCUCAGAUGUUGGCUCAGAGACAGAGGGAGCUCUUGAGCCAGCACUUGCGCCAGCGCCAACUCGAGCAACAGCAGCGGCAGCAACAGCAGCAGCAGCAGAGAGCCAUGAUGAUGCGGGCACAGGGCCUCAACAUCCCGCCAAGCAUGGCAGCAACGGCUUCUGGUGGGAUGCCGGGCACCAUGAGCAACCCACGGAUCCCUCAAGCAAACCCACAGCAAUUCCCAUUCCCUCCAAACUACGGGAUGAAUCAGCAACCUGACGCAGGAUUUGGUGGAGCUGCUGCCCCUCAAAGCCCCCUGAUGUCACCCAGGAUGAGUCACGCUCAGAGUCCCAUGAUGCAACAGCCCCAGGCUAACACAACCUUCCAGUCGUCGUCUGAGUUGAAUGGAUGGUCACAGGGGAAUAUGAGUGGAAACAGCAUGUUUUCGCAACAGUCCUCACCUCAAUUUGGGCAACAGUCAAAUGCCAGCAUGUACAACAACAAUAUGAACAUCAAUGUGUCCAUGGCAACAAACUCCAGCAGUAUGAACAACAUGAACCAGAUGUCGGGGCAGAUUAGCAUGACUUCGGUGCCUACAUCGGGGUUGUCCUCCAUGGGCCCUGAGCAGGUGAAUGAUCCUACUAUGAGGGGAGGAAACCUCUUUCCAAAUCAGUUGCCUGGAAUGGAUAUGAUUAAGCAGGAGGGUGACGGGUCUCGGGUGAGAAAUAAAUACUGUUGACCAACACCACUACUGGGCCCUCAAAACAUUUCCUGGCAAUUCAUUCAGUCAGUAUUUAACAAGUUGACAUUUAUGACAACCAACCAACCAACUGGCUGAUGGAUAGCUUUGCCAGGCCUGCUCGUGGUAGGCUUCUCAAUCAAAAGGAUCUGAGGAUUAAGGGGAUAAAACAAGAACAACAAACAAACCCUGUUACAAAACAUCACAAAGUAGCAACCUCCGCUUGCUUGGUCUCAAGUAAGCGAACUGAAAGCCAGUCAGUGUGUUCAUUGCAUUCACCGUAGUGUGACUUAGGUCUCCCCUGAACAACAAACUGAUAGUGGCAACAGAAUCCUUGUCAGAUGAAUGUAUUCCUUUCUGGGGAAGAUGACCAUUCUCUUGUUCAGUUUUACAGUAUACAUGGUUUGCUUUUCUCUCCUCUGUCUUUCUCUCAUUUGUCACUUUCUCCUUUUUUCUCUUGUUAUAAUGGGGUCAGAAGGCUUUUUGUCAGAAUUCUUCACCGUAUUUUAGAUUUAAGCCUUUUGCUUGGCAGGGUUUGUUGUAUGAAAAAUAAGAAACUGUAUAAACUUUAAGGGUUAAUAAAUGAAUUAGCGAGGUUACAAAGAAUUAAUGGUUUGAAGAAUAUAUACAAUUUUGUAAAAAUUGUUUAGUAUAAAGCCAGACUUAUGUAGUCAACAGAAAAGCAUAUGUGUAUAUAUAUAUAUAUAUAUAUAUAUAUAUAUAUAUAUAUAUAUAUAUAUAUAUCCAUUUUGUUUCUAUCCAAUACUGAUGGUUUAAAAAAAAAAAAAAAAAAUGUGUCUAGAUUAUAUGCCGGAAAGGGGCACUUGUUUCUUGCAGUAAGACCCCAGAAUGGUCCUAUCAGAAAUAUACUCCCAUAAAUGUUGGUCGUUAUCAUUUUGUCAACAGUUUUAAUUUGGCUAAAAUGCCCUUAUAGGUUGGCAGAAAUGUGAUCCUGUUUUUGAGUAGUUCUGAAUUUAUCCUAACCUUUAAAAUACUGUCCCAAUAUCUGGUCUUAAAGUUGCAAUGGCGUGUCUUGUUGGGAAUGGCAUCUAGCACAUGGAGGGUAUGUUUCAGACUGUGCCAAGGAGGGGCGUCACAUACAUCAGAGGCUCCACUUCUACUGGCACAUCUAUUGAAUAUAGAUAUACAAUGUAUAGGUUACCACUUGCAGUGGUGCUGUGAGUUGAAUUAACUGGGGGGGGGGGGGGGGGGGGGG